AUGUCUUCUCAUUCACGAUUAUCACUCUCAACACUCUUGCUCAUCCCAACAAUAUCGACAUUCAUCUUACAAUCCCUACCAGCCUCCGCAUAUAUACCCGCAGUAGCAGUCAAUGAUACUUCAGGAUUAAAUUUCACCGAUUCUUCUACCAUCGCCAUAGCCUGGACAGAUCCAGUAGGAACGUACAGUGGAGCAGUAUCGUUUCAACUUCAAGCGGACAUAGCAACGGGCGGCACUACUUCUGGAGCUUUGGUUCAUUUCUCAGAGAGUAAUAUGGGCGUAAAUCUUACAACUUCAACACCGUGGAUAGCGUAUAUAAGUUGUGAUGUGAAUGAGACCACCGCGAGUCAAGAAUGGGACAUCUUCACAUUGGCAAGAGACAGAGGAGCUGUGUCGGCUCUACUCUAUACAUCUCACUCGCAGUCCUGCUUACUCAAUCCAGAAUAUAUCACAGAUUUCGAGAAGCCUUUAGAUGUAUUCGCAACGAAGACGGUUCAGGUCGCAAGACUGAUUGAUAAUCAAUUCGUACAUACCAAUGACACGUUUGAGAAUUAUAACGGGACUUUGUUGAAUAUAUCUGGCUCGGACGUGAAUGAUUCGCUAGCAAAUAACGCUCCAUCAUAUAAGUCAUUUCUCAUGGGUACUUUGACCGCACGUAAUUCGACUGGUCAAGCGACCGCAACUGGCAUACCCAACGCCUCGCCGUCAAACGACUCAUCGUCUGGUGGAGGAAACAAGAAAACCUCGUCACCUAUGAUCGUGCUAUAUACCAUUACUGGAGUGGUAUCUUUCAUGUUCAUAUUCAUGUUGAUAAUGGGAGCUAGAAGAGCUAUGCUACAUCCCGAGAGAUAUGGACGAAGAGAAGGUGAUGACGAGCAAGGACCUCAAAGUACCGCAAGAGGAUUAGCACAAGCUGUAUUGGAUACAUUUCCAGUCAUCAAAUAUAACAAGAACAAUGAAAGACUUGUCGGAGGACCACCGUCCAAGAGUCCUUCAUCGGAACAUAAUCUCGAUGGAAUGUUGUUGGGACAAAUGGUAUAUGAUCCUGAAUCGGGCGGUACUAGGCGUACGACCCUCGAUCGAACAGAUGCAGGUUCUUCCAAAAGUGCAGUGGCUCAUAUAUCAGAAAGAAGAAUGUCGUCACUAGCAAGUGGAACUGGAACUCCGAACCAAUCGAUCGAAAUGGAUCAAGAAGCUGGAACGGGAAUAGGGAUGGGAAUGGAUGGUCAACAAUGUCCUAUAUGUUUGGUAGAUUUUGAACCUGGAGAAGAUCUGAGAGUACUACCUUGUGAAAGAGAACAUGUUUAUCAUCAGAGCUGUAUAGAUCCUUGGCUAUUGGAAGUAUCGUCGUCUUGCCCUUUAUGUCGGAAAGACUUCAAUGCACCUCCUACGUCAGUUGUAUCAACAACGCGACAGUCGGGUGAUGCUUCUGCGCCCUCGCCGCUCUCAUCCACUCAUCCUGCAGAACAACAGCCACAGCCUCCGACACAGCAUGGUUUCGCACGUUAUUUGGCCUUCAUGAGAAGGGAGAGAAGAGAAGGAAGAGCCUCCCGAAACAGAGUCGAUAGUGGCGUUGGCCAGGGCAGAAGGAGAGAAGCAGAUCAAACGGGUCCCGGAGGUUAUUAG
Molecule: messenger RNA, 1626 nt
Organism: Kwoniella shivajii
Lineage: Eukaryota; Fungi; Basidiomycota; Tremellomycetes; Tremellales; Cryptococcaceae
Exons: 8
Coding region: 1-1626 (541 amino acids)
Source: RefSeq, a predicted model, not a curated record